GUAAUAACUUCGUGUUUCGACGUGAUGCCGUCCUCUUCCUGUUUGUAGUUUUUCAUCUUCAAAACUACAAAGCAGCAUCCUGUUGAUGCCAGUGAACAUGAGCUUGGCGGGGACUCGUCGCUUGGUGGUGACUCUGCGCUUCUCUUCUCCCAUUUGCGCUCCUUGAAAGGCCCCAAGCCCGUCGCUUGUGUCCGGACCGCGGCAGCGAUGUGCCAGGAGGGGGGCGAGGCGAGGGAGGACUGCGGCUCCCGGGAGGAGUGGACGCUGCUGUUCUGGACCUCUCUGGCCGUCAUCGUCCCGGUCAUCCUGACGCUGUGGUGCAGCGCGCAGCGCUCCAAGAGGAAGACCUACAUGAAGGAGUUCUUCAGGAAGAGCAAACACGGCUGGCACUACACGGACCUCUUCAACAAGCCCACCUACUGCUGCGUCUGCUCGCAGCACAUCCUGCACGGAGCUUUCUGCGACUGCUGCGGUGUGUGCGCCGACGAGCAGUGCCUGCGCCGGGCCGACAGGAGCCUCCCUUGCAAAGAGAUCAUGGCCCCGUCUCGCCCUGACGGAUCCACGGAGCACCGCUGGGUCCGCGGAAACGUGCCGCUGGCUAGUUACUGUGCUGUGUGCAAGCAGCAGUGUGGGACUCAGCCUAAGCUCUGCGACGUCAGGUGUGUCUGGUGUCAGACCACAGUUCACGACGACUGCAUGGACGGCUUAGCGGACACAGAGACGUGUGACCUGGGCGAGUUCCACAGCCUCAUCAUCCCUCCUCACUACCUCUACCUUGUCAACAAGCUGCGCCGCCGGCACCCUGACGAGUUCACCAAGCUGGGGGCUUCCUGUGGCAGUAGCUGGACUCCUGUGUUGGUGUUGGCCAACACACGGAGUGGCAACAACAUGGGGGAGGCUCUGCUGGGAGAGUUUCGAACGCUCCUCAACCCUGUGCAGGUGUUUGACCUUUCUGAGCUGACUCCUUCCAAAGCCCUCCAGCUAUGCACCCUGCUGCCCCCGGGCAGGGUCCAGGUGCUGGUGUGUGGAGGUGAUGGCACUGUGGGCUGGGUCCUGGAUGCAAUAGAUGCAAUGAAGCUCAAGGACCAAGAUCAGUUUAUCCCCAGGGUGACCAUCCUUCCUCUGGGGACAGGAAAUGACCUUUCCAACACUCUGGGCUGGGGGGCCGGGUACGCUGGGGAGAUCCCAGUGGAGCAGGUUCUCCGUAACGUUCUGGACGCAGAAGUGGUGAAAAUGGACAGAUGGAAGGUCCAAGUAGCGUCAAAGGGGGUCUACUUUCGGAAACCAAAGGUUCUGUCCAUGAACAACUACUUCUCUGUGGGGCCGGAUGCUCUGAUGGCGCUCAACUUCCACGCCCACCGUGAGAAAACACCCUCAUUCUUCUCCAGCCGCAUCAUAAACAAGGCCGUGUACUUUCUGUAUGGCACCAAAGAUUGUUUAGUGCAGGAAUGUAAAGAUCUGGAUAAAAGGAUUGAGCUGGAGCUGGACGGGGAGAGGGUGGCGCUGCCCAGCCUGGAGGGCAUCAUCGUUUGCAACAUCGGCUACUGGGGAGGAGGCUGCCGGCUCUGGGAGGGGAUGGGAGACGAACCCUGCCCCCCGACUCGGCUGGACGACGGGCUGCUGGAGGUUGUGGGUGUGUUCGGUUCUUUCCACUGCGCUCAGAUCCAGGUCAAGUUGGCAAACCCUGUGCGACUGGGACAGGCACACACCGUCAGGCUGGUUCUGAAGAGCUCCACCAUGCCCAUGCAGGUGGACGGGGAGCCCUGGGCUCAGGGGCCCUGCACCAUCACCAUCACCCAUAAGACCCAGACCUUCAUGCUGUACCACAGCACUGAGCAGACAGACGAUGACGACGACGAGUCCAGCGCCUCCGAGCCGGAGAGCCCGGCCCCUCAUGACUCCCCCAGGCCCCCGUGGUUGACUACUGUGCAGGCGUGAUGCGCCUCAGGCAUCACGAGAUCCUGAAACGCCUCCUGUCUUGGUUUCUGUUUUACAGUCCGACUUCACUGGUCCGCUGCCUGCUUGAGUUUGUCUCCACUUCAUACACCGGGUCUCGGUUUUGAAUCCUCGUUUUGUGUUCUUUGUCCUUUAUCUUUGAACCAACAUUUGUUCCAGCUGAGAGCUCAGGCAUUUACUAUCUGGAGCAGUCAGGCGGCGGCGAACAUGUUAAGGAAAGCUUUCUGUUUAUUUGCACUGAUCCCUCGUGCCAUGUAGAUUAUAGAGUCUAGAGAUAACUGUGCUGUAUUUAUUCUGCUAUAUUUAAAACAGAGUGUUCGUUUUAGUGAGCCAAAUUUAACUCGUUCUCCAAGCCCUCUAAAAGCCAUGUCGGACCUGCAGCAGGCCAUGAAAAGCUCUGAUACAAGGAAGAGUCGUGUAAGAGAUGACGGACGCCAUCAACUCUCAGUGAUUCAUCUUGCGUUUUAUGGCCUAAACCAAGCACAAAAGAAAGCUCUCUCUUGUGUCUGUUGCUGAAACUUUGAACGUUUGCCAAAAGAUCCAUGAGGGUGACGGAAUGGCCACCGCCAAGAUUCAGUAACUUGCAGACAUAUUCUUGCACCUUGGAGCUUUCCGCAUUUUGUCAAGUUACAAUGAGAGACGUCAGUGUGUUUUACUGGGAUUUGAUGUGAUAGACAAGCAUAAAGUCCUGCAUAUCUAUGAAAUGGAAGGGAAGUGGGAGAGUUUUCAAAUUUUUACUGAAAAUAUAAAAUGCUGGGAAUACAUUUGUAUUCAUAACCCUGAGUAGAGGCUGCGCUUCCAGCUUUUUGGGCGCCGCCUCUCCUGUAUUUAACCCCAAUCCUUCCAAGCAACUCUGCCCAUCAGUCCUAAUAGCAUACAGGACGUCAUUUUGAAAAACAUGAAUAAUUUUCAUUCGCCUUCAAACACAUGUACUGUUUUCUGUUGGCCUGUCACAUCAAACCACAAUAAAAUGUACUCAAGUUGGAAAUGCUACAGUUUUCACCUUUGGAAGUGACUAUCUGUUUAAUCAUGAGACACUGCUCCUUUAGUUUGCAUCUUUGGAAGCAGUUUGAGGAGCUUUUCCCUGGUGCCGAAUAUUCAGAUUCACUAGAUGUCCCUGCAGGAAACGGGCCGACUCGUUGACGGUCGAUAUGAAAGCACUGCCAAGUCGAAAUGGAACUACUUUUCCAGCAUGUAAAAAAAAAAAAAAAAAAAAAAAUCUUCUUUCCUCGUCUUUGCAAACUGUUUACAUACUUUGUGUUGCACUUGAACAUAGCUCCUAUCCAUGUUACUGCCAUAAAUUAUACCUGCUGAUGAGAUUUUACAUUGUGCAAGCAGUCCUUCAGCUUCUCGUGUUUUACCUGUUCUCACCACCAGGGGGGAGGCUGAGGACAGUAUUUAGCGCUAGAGCUUUUCAGACCCCUUUAGUUCAGUAGUUGCAGCAUCUGUUGCGUGUACCUCCAUGUGUUGCUCGGGGUGAGGCUGUUGCACUUUGUGUUUGUCGGAAAUCCUGGCGCUCCGAGCCAUAUCAGUAAAAGUCUGUAGGAUGUCCAGUUAAAAGUUUGCUGCAGCAGGCUUUGAGGUUGAACAGGAUCAGUAAUUAGCCAUGAUGAUGCCUUGCUGGACGACAAGGCAGCAAGGCGUCUGCCAGAGCUUUGUGUUGUGAUGAAGCAGCACUUAUGAAGCUCAAACUGCAGGAUUCUCCCUCCGAGUUUCCUUUUGUAAAGCUGAUUUGACAUUUUAUUGCAGGACUGACAGUGUUAUUUGCUUGGGCAGACUCAUAAAUCCUGAGCAUUUAUGAGAUUUUAAGCUGGCUUGUAAACAGUAUUGCUUUAAAGCUCAAAUGUCAGUGACAGAAAAGCAGCUUCAGCUUUAAAAACUCCACUAAAUGACUUGAAAUACUUGUAUAAUCAACGACUUACUUUGCUGCUGUCAAAAUUGCUUAUAAGAAUCUACUGUAAUGAUAAUCAGCAACUUUAGGAAGACUUGUGUGAUCCCAGUUUACUACAAACUACCAAGAAACAGAGCUCAGAGGAAAACAAGCGUUUAAUGCAAACAAUCAUUAAAAAAAAUGGCUGUUUACAAAAUGUGACAAGAACCAAUUUUGAUUGAGAUGAAUGUAAAGAGGUGAUGUUUUGAAUUUGAAGACAUUCCCAUAAAUAUUUUCAUACAUAACCAAGGUGUUUCUGUGUUUUCAUUCAAUUCAAUUGAUAAGAAUAAAUUAUUUACAUUUCAGAUGACACGGUGUCUUUAAUAGAGCUUGGAAAGUGGUUUGGGAUACAUCACCCAAGUACCUGAAGAGGUUUGAUUUUUUUUUUCUUUAUUUGAAUUUAUAUAUUCUGUGUUUUCACAUACAAAAUAGUGACUAAUGCAGUGAUCAGCCUUUUUUCUCCAUUUGUGUUCUUUCUAAAUGGAUGAAUGAACAUGAUGCUUCAAUAUACAGUUAUGUGUUGUUUUCUGUGAUGUUAUCCAACUUAAAUAACGCUUCGCAUUAUAAAGCAGGUGGCAGGAUCUACGCACAGACGCCAUACAACAGCAGAGUUAAGGUGCAUGCAAAGUUUAUAACCUCGCUCAGAAUGAUUGAGAUCAGAAAUGCUGUCAGUAAGGAUCACUUAGCAAGUCAUAUCUGACUAACUGAAACUAUAACCCACGGAUCCAUUUCCCUUCUGCUCCAUAUAAAGGUUUUUGACUUCUACGUUAUUUUUCUUGUACCCAUUUUGUGCAUAAUUAACUGUAGACUUGCA
This is a messenger RNA of Poecilia latipinna (sailfin molly), 4700 nucleotides long. It is a transcript of the gene dgke, whose product is annotated as diacylglycerol kinase, epsilon. Gene Ontology annotation, cellular component: membrane. Gene Ontology annotation, molecular function: ATP-dependent diacylglycerol kinase activity. The coding region runs from base 208 to 1938 and encodes 576 amino acids. The record is from RefSeq and is a predicted model, not a curated record. NCBI's taxonomy places the organism in Eukaryota, Metazoa, Chordata, Actinopteri, Cyprinodontiformes, Poeciliidae. The transcript has 11 exons. Gene Ontology annotation, biological process: phospholipase C-activating G protein-coupled receptor signaling pathway.